Messenger RNA from Tetranychus urticae (two-spotted spider mite), 1509 nucleotides. RefSeq lists its product as uncharacterized. The record is from RefSeq and is a predicted model, not a curated record. Lineage: Eukaryota; Metazoa; Arthropoda; Arachnida; Trombidiformes; Tetranychidae.
CAAGGUUAUAACAGCAAUUAAGACUUGGAAAACUUAUUUCGAUCAAAUAAUGGGAAGCAAUUGUAGAAGAUUAAUUACUCAAUAGGUUAAUUAAUCUUUUACAAUAGUUCUAUUGCUAUAAAACUUUGAAUUAAGGAUUGCAAUUAACCAUUAACAGUGAUGCUAACUUCCAAUUUUCUUACAAAGGCUUGUUUGGUUUAGUAUUUUAUACUAGGUAGUAAAACAGUUAAAAUGUUUGAUUUCACAGCCUUUGGAACCAAAACGAUUCAAAUAGUGUUUGGACUUCGUUUAACCGAUUUUGAUGAUGCAGAUGCAAUCAGUGAUUUAAAGCGACUUGAAUCAAUUUGUAUUUCAUUCAAUAUUUUACCAAACGGAUUCGCUCAAGAUGAAAGUAUAACUCCAUCUAAAUGGACUAAAACCAGAUCGAUCCUUUAUUCCAGUUUAAUGACUGUUCAUAUUGUUCAUUUAAUAUUGUUGAGUGGUUUUGAUUUACCAGAAGAUUUGGCUUUUGUAUUAGGAGACUUUUUUUACGGUCAUCGAAGUCGCAGAUAUUUUUGGGUUUACUUGCUAAAUCUAACUAUUUUUGGGGAGGUUUUAAGACAUUUUUGGAUACAUUUAUACAAAACUGGUGGACCAUUUUCAUUUCAUAUGCAUAACUUUGUCUACGAUAAAGGAUACAAGCCUGAAGCUUUGUUCAUGAACCAUUUUUAUUGUCGUAAAUAUCGUUUUGUAUCUAAUAGUUUAACUAAUUUGUGGAUAAGAACAGUUGUAACAUCAUGCAUAAGCAUGAGUCCAGUCUUGAUCAUUAUUGUUCAAUCAGUAUCUCAAUUACCACCUGAAACACCUCAACAAUUCAUUUGCACUUAUUUUUGGCUAUUAAUAAGUUAUCUCGGGAUUGUCUGCUCUGUAUGCAACUUGAUGUUAACCGGUGCAAUAAUAAACAUUGAUUUGUCCUACUUUUACUUUAGAGCUGCCCAUGUAACUCAAACUUUGCACAAUUUUGUUGCUGAGAAGAUGUUAUCGCAAAGAAGCGAUUUUAUGCCUUACUACGAAACAACUAUUCGAGAUAUCAUUUCAUUUCUCAAUGAAACAGAGUAUCGUAAUCAUAAAGUGCGGAGCUGGCUUAUAUUUUUGUAUAUUGGAAUAUCUUUUACUGCAGAUUUUGGGUUUUACUCUACCGCUAUAGUUCAUAUUGACCAUGGGUCUUUUGACUUUGUCAUUAUAGCUAUUUCUGGUUUGUCUUUAAUCGCUAUAGGUGGUUGCUCUUAUACGAAUGGUAUUAUGUUGACAAUGAUGCACUCUUGUGCCAAAAAUUACAUGAAAGUGACCAAAUAUUUGCCUUCAGAUGUUACUCCAUUCUUAAAGUUUACUGAUUUACAAAGUCGACUUUCUAGAACUGACAUUGCAUUUACUAUCGGCGAGAUACUGAAUAUGACCACAUAUGUUUUUGUUAUUUACUUGAUCGAAAAUGCAAGCUUGAUCAUGAUGCUUAUCAUAAACAUGAAAUGA